AUGAAUACCAAUUUUUUGAUAAUCGGUGCUGUGAUUGCAACUGCAUUUGCUCUUGGACUUGGUCUCAUCAUUGGCCAUUUUGGUAUAACUAAGAAAACAAGUGGUACAUCUUGGAAAUAUAACCGUCUUACAAGGCCAGCUGAUCCAAAAAACUAUCGAACAUUUAUUGAUUCUAUUGAGGCAGCUAAUAUUGAAGCAAAUCUUAAAAAUCUCACUUCACGUUCUCAUAUGGCUGGUCUACUUGAAGAUUUAGAAAGUGCUCAAGUCAUUGAAGAACAAUGGAAACUUGAUGGUUUACAAGUAACUCAACCAAAAUACAAUGUUCUUCUUUCGUAUCCAGAUGAUAGUGAGCUUAAUCGGUAUUUUUUUUCUAUUAUGGAUGAUACAUACAAUGAUCCAGCUAAUUAUGCGUCUUUCGGAAUAACAGCUGAUCAAGUCUAUGAUCAAAAGUGGUAUAUGCCUCCACGUGGCGUACAACGAGGGCCAGCAUUCACUUCGAAUGGUGAUUUUUUGACUCAUAUAUCCAUCGACAGGUAUUUGCGAGAUGAUGAAGUAGAUGCUCAAUGGCAUGGAGGUUUACGAAAUGUAACGUAUCGUUAUGGUGGAGAACUUCGUGAUGCAUCAGAUGCCUGGAAUCUGGGCUCUGUUGAUCCAACGAGUGGAACAGCUACUAUGCUAGAAGUAACGCGAGUACUUGGUCAAAUGUAUAAGAAUGAAUUUCGACCACAACGUAGUUCAAUGUUUUGUUCAUGGGGUGCUGAAGAAUAUGAACUCACUGGAUCGGUAGAAUACGUUGAGGCUGCUCAAGAUUUUGUUACACGAUCGAAAUCAAUGGAUUCAAAAAAUCUAUAUAAAAUUCGAGUAUAUAACGACCAAGUAUUGCAACUUGAACGUGCAUUUCUAAAUCCACUAGGACAAGGUCGUGAUUAUACUGAUUUUAAACAUAUUAUCUAUGCACUAGCCAAAGGUAAUCCAUAUGCAGCAACUGGUUGUCCUGCUGUCAGUGAUGUUAUUGCUAGCGGUAAUUCAACAGAAAUCACGAAUCCAAUAGCCGUAGCUACCUAUUUUGUGCACGGUGUUUUAUCUGUACUAAAGGAAGUUCAUAAUUUUUUUUCUUCUUAUUAA
This is a messenger RNA of Rotaria sp. Silwood1, 1125 nucleotides long. The record is from the annotation of a GenBank genome assembly. NCBI's taxonomy places the organism in Eukaryota, Metazoa, Rotifera, Eurotatoria, Philodinida, Philodinidae.